UCCUAAUCACGGUAACUAUCUUGGAUAUAUUUGUUCCCUGGUGAAACUAUGGAAACACUUGGAGUGCAAGCCUACUGCAUUAUAUACGAUAAGUCUAUUCUUUUGACAGUAGAACUACUAACUGCUUUUUUGCUUUAACGUUUUCCGAUAACCCACCAGUCUACCCAAUUGGGCUUGCAAAGCAGUGCUUCUUAUCCUGUAUAAAAGUACUGUUCAUUGUUCAUCUCUGAGGUGAUGGUACGUCUCAUCAGACCGGCUGUGAGUGCGAAAAUUAACCCGUUGUAAACGUACGACUGCGUGUGUACCAAAGGCAUCGCCUACGGCCUAGUAGCAACUUCUUUCCAUUAAAUGAUACAGUUCCAAUCCACUUUCUAGUAUUUACUUCUACUUGUUCAAUGCACUUAGGACCAGAAGUUGUCUGUUGCUGGCCUCAGUCGUGCUACAGUUAUUCGAAUUGCGUCUUCCGCGUUGAUGGAAACGAAUAAGAGGCAGACGGAGGAAAUCAGCUCACCGGAAACGUCGGUCAAUCGGCCAAUGUGUACAAAAGAGCUGGAAAGCGAGGAGUCGAAGAAAGUUUGUGGUCAACAGCACUACACCGCACACCUUCCAGGAUAUGAACUUGCUCGUCAACGCCUGAGGAGGAAGAAGCAGAUAUUUAAACAAAGGAUGGAACUUGAAAGGGAACAUUUUAUCGCCUCACAACCAACCGCCAUGCAAUCUUUAAGGCUUAGGACUAUAUCCCAGGCUGGGAAUGAAAGCAUAUGUGAACGCAUUCGACCUCCAAACCAACUAUGUCCACGUGUGCAGCAAUUGAUCUCAGAAAGAUUUUCAACAUGA
Molecule: messenger RNA, 837 nt
Organism: Dicrocoelium dendriticum
Lineage: Eukaryota; Metazoa; Platyhelminthes; Trematoda; Plagiorchiida; Dicrocoeliidae
Source: the annotation of a GenBank genome assembly